Molecule: messenger RNA, 1398 nt
Organism: Penaeus vannamei (Pacific white shrimp)
Lineage: Eukaryota; Metazoa; Arthropoda; Malacostraca; Decapoda; Penaeidae
Source: RefSeq, a predicted model, not a curated record
GCAACGUGCAAACAGUGCAACAUUAGAAAGUGUCACUCUACCAUCUUGAAGCAUACUUGUGCAUUUAAGGAAAGAAGAUAUUGAAAUUUGUUGUGCAAAUUCACUGGUUUGAACUUAGAUAACAAUUGCUGGAUUAAUAUUAAGAAUACACUGUGAAGAAUUACUAGAACAUUUAGGAGAAACUUGAAGAUCUCCAGAGCACGGUUGCUGUCGCCCUCACAGCCAAUCCUUCUGAACAAACUUUUCCCCGAGAACAUGGCUGACAAAACUCCACCUUACAUUCCGGAGGAUUACCUUCCCCUGGAGGAAGAGACUGCUCUUCGAUCUCAAGUUGUUCGAACCAACUCAUUGUUCUGUCAGUCUCUACUGCGGGAAAUGUCUGAGAAUUCAUUGAUUUUGCUUCCCAAAGCAAAAUCAGAUAAAGAUUUAGCCAAAAGCGAUUAUUUCUCUUCUGAAUCGAAAGAAAAUUCGACGCCGGAUUCGUUAUUCAAAUUAAUAAGGCGAUGCAGUGGCAUGAAGACUUCAGUAUCAGGAAAUAUGUUUAAUGACCAGAUAGAGAAAAUAUCAAGCAAUGUGCCUUCAGAUAUUUCAUCAAAGGAAACGUCAAAUAAAACGGCGCCUGAACUACCGAUGGAAAGAUUCUGCAGCACAAAUAGAGACAUUUCCGCCAAAGAAGUGGAGGUUCUAUCAAGUCAAGUCCCGUCUAAAGAAUUCUCUCUGAAGAGGUCGAGGAACCUAUCUGGUGAGGGAGAAUCUGAGGAUUCAUUCGAAAAGAGAGCUAGGGUUUCAGCAGAGGAAAUUGGUACAGGAGAGCAAGGAAAGGAAAUGUUUCUUAUUUCACGUUAUGUCACAAUUACACAAGACAUGCCACCUGAGGCUCCAUCAGAAGGAACUAUGACAGAAACAAAUGUAGAAUGCGGGGUCUCGCCUAAUGAAAAUAAGUCAGAAGGCCAAGUAGCAGAGGAAGAGGAAGAGAAAUCUGAUGCCAACAUGACCAGUGAGGAAUCCAUGGAUGUUCCAAGUGUGGAAUCUGGGAAAAUGUCUCAGAGUUCAUCUGUGCCAGAUCAACAGCAGGUGUCAAUCGCUGUUGAUAAAGAAAAAAGUUCUGAAGGCGACAGGUUCAAUUUGUGGAAAAGAAAUUGUCCUUCAGACCCUAAACUGCGUUCGAAAAUAACCACUACCAGUGAGAAAUCCACAGAUGUAACAACUGCAGAAGCUGAGAAAUCCACAGAUGUAACAACUGUUCUGUCAACUGCAGAAGCUGAGAAAAUGUCUCAGAGUUCAAUCAACAGCAGGUGUCAGUUACUAUUGCUGAAGAAAAAACUUCUGAAGGCGACAGGUGUUCGAUUUGUGGGAAAAGAAAUUGUCCUGCAGAUCCUAAACUGCGUUCGAAAAUAA